UUAAGCAGGCAACCCUAACUAAGUAUGAUUUGGUGCAAACUUCCAACUCCUCAAUUUUAUUCUAAUAAAUUGUUUUCAAAUAAAUAACUUGAAGUAUUACGCUAUAUCAAAAAUAUACAUAGUAAGUCUGUUUAAUGCGGGGAAAAAUUUAAAAUAACCUAUAAUUUAUUCGAUAUUUGUUCAAAUUAUCUGGAGUAAGCCCAUGAGGAAAACAUCGAAAAUAUGAUGGACGGAAAUGAUUUAUCUUCUGAAAUUACAAGAAAAGGAAUAUUGUCUCAAGGUUGGACACGAAUAUCGCAGGUUUAUCAGAGUACAUUAGACAGAUGGACCCCUCACGCAAAGACACGGUGGGUUGGAAGUGCCUUGGUCAUGGCUGCAUUUAUUAUCCGCAUAAUUACUAAACAAGGAUGGUAUAUUGUCACAUAUGCGUUGGGUAUUUACCAUUUAAACUUGUUCAUUGCAUUCUUAACGCCGAAAAUUGAUCCUGCUAUGGAUUUAGAUGAUGAUGAAAACGGACCUGCAUUACCUACCAGAGCUAGUGAAGAAUUUAGACCAUUCAUUAGACGAUUACCAGAAUUCAAGUUUUGGCUGUCCGUUACCAAAAGCACUUUAAUAGCUUUCUGCUGUACUUUUGUGGAUGCUUUCAAUAUUCCAGUAUUUUGGCCUAUUCUAGUUAUGUAUUUCAUAACAUUAUUUUGUAUUACUAUGAAGAGACAAAUCAAGCAUAUGAUCAAAUACAGAUAUCUGCCAUUUACACACAACAAACCAAAGUAUAGAAAUGCAGAUUCUACAGUAACAGUGAACUGACGACAUAUAAGCAAAUGCAGGUAACUGCAAGCUCUGGGUGGAAAGUUAGUUAAAUUAAUCAAGAUACUGUUGUAUGCUAUAUUUAAAAAAUACAGUUUUUAUUAUAAUGUUCCUGCAUAUUUUA
This is a messenger RNA of Bombyx mandarina (wild silkworm), 931 nucleotides long. RefSeq names its product protein RER1. Lineage: Eukaryota; Metazoa; Arthropoda; Insecta; Lepidoptera; Bombycidae. The record is from RefSeq and is a predicted model, not a curated record. Gene Ontology annotation, cellular component: Golgi membrane. Gene Ontology annotation, biological process: retrograde vesicle-mediated transport, Golgi to endoplasmic reticulum; protein retention in ER lumen.